AUGGCCACCCUUCUCCGCAGCAAGCUGUCCAACGUGGCCACAACCGUGUCCAACAAGUCCCAGGCCAAGGUGAGCGGCAUGUUCGCCAGGAUGGGUUUUCAGGCGGCCACCGACGAGGAAGCGGUGGGUUUUGCUCACUGCGAUGACCUCGACUUUGAGCACCGUCAGGGCCUGCAGAUGGACAUCCUGAAAACAGAGGGUGAGCCCUGCGGGGACGAGGGCGCCGAACCGCCCGUCGAGGGAGACAUCCAUUACCAGCGCGGCGGUGGCGCGCCCCUGCCGCCCUCGGGCUCCAAAGAUCAGAAUGUGGGGGCUGGUGGCGAAUUCGGGGGCCACGACAAACCCAAGAUCACCGCGUGGGAGGCGGGCUGGAACGUGACCAACGCUAUCCAGGGCAUGUUCGUGCUGGGCCUGCCCUACGCCAUCCUGCACGGCGGCUACCUGGGGUUGUUCCUCAUCAUCUUCGCCGCCGUGGUGUGCUGCUACACCGGCAAGAUCCUCAUCGCCUGCCUGUACGAGGAGAACGAGGAUGGCGAGGUGGUGCGGGUGCGGGACUCGUAUGUAGCCAUAGCCAACGCGUGCUGCGCCCCGCGCUUCCCCACGCUGGGAGGCCGCGUGGUGAACGUAGCGCAGAUCAUCGAGCUGGUGAUGACUUGCAUCCUGUACGUGGUGGUCAGCGGCAACCUCAUGUACAACAGCUUCCCAGGGCUGCCCGUGUCGCAGAAGUCCUGGUCCAUUAUCGCCACCGCCGUGCUGCUGCCCUGCGCCUUCCUUAAGAACCUCAAGGCAGUGUCCAAGUUCAGCCUGCUGUGCACUUUGGCUCACUUCGUCAUCAACAUCCUGGUCAUCGCCUACUGCCUCUCGCGGGCUCGCGACUGGGCCUGGGAGAAGGUCAAGUUCUAUAUCGAUGUCAAGAAGUUUCCCAUCUCCAUUGGCAUCAUCGUGUUCAGCUACACGUCCCAGAUCUUCCUGCCUUCGCUGGAGGGCAACAUGCAGCAGCCCAGCGAGUUCCACUGCAUGAUGAACUGGACGCAUAUCGCCGCCUGCGUGCUCAAAGGCCUCUUCGCGCUGGUGGCCUACCUCACCUGGGCCGACGAGACCAAGGAGGUCAUCACGGACAACCUGCCUGGUUCCAUCCGUGCCGUGGUAAACAUCUUCCUGGUGGCCAAAGCGCUGCUGUCCUACCCGCUGCCCUUCUUCGCUGCUGUCGAGGUGCUGGAGAAGUCGCUCUUCCAGGAAGGCAGCCGCGCGUUCUUCCCCGGCUGCUACGGCGGCGACGGGCGCCUCAAGUCGUGGGGGCUGACGCUGCGCUGUGCGCUUGUGGUCUUCACGCUGCUCAUGGCCAUCUACGUGCCGCACUUCGCGCUGCUCAUGGGCCUCACCGGCAGUCUCACGGGCGCCGGCCUCUGCUUCCUGCUGCCCAGCCUCUUCCACCUGCGCCUGCUCUGGCGCAAGCUGCUGUGGCACCAAGUCUUCUUCGAUGUCGCCAUCUUCGUCAUCGGCGGCAUCUGCAGUGUGUCCGGCUUCGUGCACUCGCUGGAGGGCCUCAUCGAGGCCUACCGAACCAACGCGGAGGACUAG
Molecule: messenger RNA, 1581 nt
Organism: Neomonachus schauinslandi (Hawaiian monk seal)
Lineage: Eukaryota; Metazoa; Chordata; Mammalia; Carnivora; Phocidae
Gene: SLC32A1
Product: solute carrier family 32 member 1
Exons: 2
Coding region: 1-1581 (526 amino acids)
Biological process (GO): amino acid transmembrane transport
Cellular component (GO): vacuolar membrane
Molecular function (GO): amino acid transmembrane transporter activity
Source: RefSeq, a predicted model, not a curated record